AUGUGGUACCCAAGUGGGACCAGGGGCUUCCUUUUUGUCCCUUCGUUUUGGCCUUGGAGUAACUACCAACUAAUUUCUGAACAACAAGAAGAAAGGAAACCUAAAAUGACUUCUGAAAGUAGCAAUCUUGUGGAUGGGAGUUCUGAAGCAGAUGUUUUAAGGAGGCUUCUCAGCAUAAACCUGGCAAUGACAACUCAUGGCCCACAUCAGACAAUGAAGAUUUCAAUUUUGAUAGCAAGAAUGCUGAGCAAAACUAACUGCUAUUCAGCAAUUCAAGAAAAACAUAGAAGCAAAAUAUGGCAUGUGAGACCAGAGAACAGGACCUCAUAUGAGGACAAUUUUUAUAACGAAAAUGACGAUGUGGUUGGCAACGUUCCCAAUACAUUAAAAAAAAGUCCAGGGCUCUUCUCAUCCUACCUUUCCAUGACCUGA
This is a messenger RNA of Pipistrellus nathusii (Nathusius's pipistrelle), 432 nucleotides long. Lineage: Eukaryota; Metazoa; Chordata; Mammalia; Chiroptera; Vespertilionidae. The record is from the annotation of a GenBank genome assembly.